AUGCAAUACCACAGUCCACGCCAGUAUGACGGCGGCACCCCUUCGACUGUUUGGGGUACGCCAACGAAUAUGAUGAUUACAUCGACGAACAAUCAGCAGCAGGUGUCUGAGAAACGAGACGAGAUUAUCUACCGGACAUCAAGGUAUGACAUUGUGGAGUUGUGGCACCGUGGUGGGAAGCCGGCAGCGAACUUGAAGUACAGUGGCGAACGGGGUCCGGUGAAGCGUUGGCGCCGACGCACUGGUACUGGCGGCGUCAUUUAUCACCACCACCAUCGACGCAGAAGGAGCUCGGGCAAUUCGGGCGACCGCGCAUUGCGUGAACCGCCCUUUCAGACGGAUCAUUACACCAUUAACUCCACCAACGACUCGAACACGCCAGCGCUAGUCUCCCAUAGCUUGGACGAUGACGAUGACGCACUCUCGGAAGCCACUCUGAGCGUCGAGAUUUUGCCAGACUCUGACGACGACUACGACUCGAAACGAGACUCGGGACAAGAGUCGGGCGAACAGACUGCCCGCCAGACGGCCGAGAACGGCGGACCAGGACGGAAGGACCAAGACUGGAAGGACCAAGACUGGAAGGACCAAGACUGGAAGGACCAAGACUGGAAGGACGAGGACUUGCGCUCUGGCUUUACUGGGGGGGGUAGAACUAGUGGAAACGCUAGUUGGCAACGUAAUAAAUCGGGACCUAAGCUGGGACCUAAGGGUGGAGAAUUAGAUCGCGGGUCAGGCCAUAAGGAUAGUCAGCGCGAAGAAGAGGAGCUGCAACAUCGCAAGUCUGGUAAACCUUCGCAGGAGGAGUCUCGACACCGGCGGAAGGAUGAAGAGUUGAAGGCAGAGUCGACAAAGUCUGGCAAACAUACGAAGCAGGGACCUAAGGAUGCUGAGAUCGACCGCAAGACAGGCCACAGUCAGCCUGGGGAUGAGCUCCAGUGUCGUCAAUCUGACAAGCAAGGACACGGAGAUACCCUAUCAGACGGAAAGGUAGAUCGUGGAUCUUGUAAGCCGGUCCACAAGGACACUCGGCCCCAAAGCAAGAAUAAUGAGGUGAAUCAGGAGUCUA
Gregarina niphandrodes is the source of this 1069-nucleotide messenger RNA. RefSeq lists its product as hypothetical. The record is from RefSeq and is a predicted model, not a curated record. The annotation marks the transcript as partial. NCBI's taxonomy places the organism in Eukaryota, Apicomplexa, Conoidasida, Eugregarinorida, Gregarinidae. The transcript is spliced from 2 exons.